CAGGGCCUCCUCCUCUCGCUGGUUUCCUCUCCCUGUGAAAUCUCGCGUGUACGGCCUGCACUUCCUCUUUCUCUCCCAGCUCGGCAAGAUGGCAGUCGGCAAGAACAAGAGGCUGACCAAAGGUGGCAAAAAGGGUGCCAAGAAGAAGAUUGUUGAUCCCUUCUCCAAAAAGGACUGGUAUGAUGUUAAAGCACCAGCAAUGUUCAACAUCCGCAACCUUGGCAAGACUUUGGUCACCAGGACACAGGGAACCAAAAUUGCCUCAGAUGGGCUGAAGGGUCGUGUCUUUGAGGUGAGCCUUGCUGACCUGCAAAACGAUGAAGUUGCCUUCCGUAAAUUCAAGCUGAUCACAGAAGAUGUCCAGGUCAAGAACUGUCUCACCAACUUUCAUGGAAUGGAUCUCACCCGUGACAAAAUGUGCUCCAUGGUCAAGAAAUGGCAGACCAUGAUUGAGGCUCACGUUGAUGUGAAGACCACAGAUGGCUACCUACUUCGCCUAUUCUGUGUUGGAUUCACCAAAAAGCGUAACAACCAGAUUAGAAAGACUUCUUAUGCCCAGCACCAGCAAGUGCGUCAGAUCCGCAAGAAGAUGAUGGAAAUCAUGACUCGUGAAGUGCAGACAAAUGACUUGAAAGAAGUUGUUAACAAGCUAAUUCCAGACAGUAUCGGCAAAGACAUUGAAAAGGCCUGCCAGUCCAUCUAUCCUCUACACGAUGUGUAUGUACGCAAAGUGAAGAUGCUGAAAAAGCCAAAGUUUGAGUUGGGCAAACUUAUGGAACUACAUGGUGAAGGCGGUGGUGCUGGGAAGCCUGCAGGAGAUGAGACAGGCGCCAAAGUAGAGCGGGCUGAUGGAUACGAACCCCCAGUUCAGGAAUCUGUCUGAGAUGCAUAAUCCGAAUUACAGCCUGUAAAGAAAAUAAACACUUGUUCUAUAUAA
This is a messenger RNA of Spea bombifrons (plains spadefoot toad), 937 nucleotides long. It is a transcript of the gene RPS3A, whose product is annotated as ribosomal protein S3A. Gene Ontology annotation, biological process: translation. Bases 89 to 883 code for a protein of 264 amino acids. Gene Ontology annotation, cellular component: cytosol; ribosome. The transcript has 6 exons. Gene Ontology annotation, molecular function: structural constituent of ribosome. The record is from RefSeq and is a predicted model, not a curated record. Lineage: Eukaryota; Metazoa; Chordata; Amphibia; Anura; Pelobatidae.